AUGCCUACUGACCGUCUCAUCCACACUGAACCCGACCACAUACACAACCACUACCGCAACAACAACCACAUACACAACCCAAACCGCAACAGCAACCACAUACACAACCACUACCGCAACAACUGCCACAACCACAAACACUACCGCAACAACUGUCACAACCACUACCGCAACAACAACCACAUACACAACCACUACCGCAACAACAACCACAUACACAACCACUACCGCAACAACAACCACGUACACAACCACUACCGCAACAACUGCCACGUACACAACCACUACCGCAACAACUGUCACAACCACUACCGCAACAACUGUCACAACCACUACCGCAACAACUGCCACAACCACAACCACAACCGCAACCGCAACCGCAACAAUCUGAUUUUUUCUCUACAGAAGUACAAGACGGCAACAGGACUCUCGCCUGUAUCCAAGCUGCAGCUGUCGGACAAACGCUCAGAAGGAGAUCAGAAGGGGGUGCUUGAGCUGAGAAUGGGAUACUAG
Molecule: messenger RNA, 513 nt
Organism: Haliotis rufescens (red abalone)
Lineage: Eukaryota; Metazoa; Mollusca; Gastropoda; Lepetellida; Haliotidae
Product: probable serine/threonine-protein kinase fhkB
Exons: 3
Coding region: 1-513 (170 amino acids)
Source: RefSeq, a predicted model, not a curated record